AUGGCGUUGUACGUAGUGUUAAUUUGCUUUGGUCUUGUGCAGUGGAUAGAAUCAGGAGGUGUCCCACUUACUGAAUGUGGGUCGCCCGCUCCUAUUCGCCCCGUGCCACCUCCAACAGCUUGCACAGAUAAGGAUAAUGUUCUUUGCACUGCAGUUUUUGCUCCACUCGGUUCAGAUGCUGCAGCAAAUGCAAAUCCUGCCAACCCUUUUUUGGUUAAUCCAUUUUGUCAAAAUGCGUCGCUGAGAGCAAAUGCUGUAAAUUUAUGUCCGUCAUCCUGCGCGGUGUGCUGUUUAGCACCUGAAUUCUCAUGCAGCAAUGCUGCGGGCGCUGACUGUACACCUUUUACUACUUUGCCUGAUCUCUGCACAAACCCGCAAACGGCGCCAACAGCAUUGGAAAAGUGCCCUAGCACGUGUGGGUUAUGCAACAGGCCUGGAGCACUUGGUGGUUGCCCAAAUGUUGCCGCAAACUGCGCCCAGCUAUUGCCCCUUUUGACAUGCACAAAUGCAUAUAUGCAGGCGAACUGCAUGACGACAUGCAACAUUACAACUUGUAUAUGUAAAUGUUUUGUUCUUUCAUUCAGUCGUUUUCUAUUUGAGAAUGCCACAACAGCGGCCGCAUCGUCAUGCAUGGACACUCGAGCGAAUUGCGCGCAAAUGUCAUCGUUUUGCAAUAUAUCACCGUAUUCUACCGUUAUGAGGGAACAGUGUAGAAGAACUUGUGGCAUAUGCCGUUAG
Messenger RNA from Dracunculus medinensis (Guinea worm), 738 nucleotides. The record is from the annotation of a GenBank genome assembly. Lineage: Eukaryota; Metazoa; Nematoda; Chromadorea; Rhabditida; Dracunculidae.